Molecule: messenger RNA, 255 nt
Organism: Emiliania huxleyi CCMP1516
Lineage: Eukaryota; Haptophyta; Isochrysidales; Noelaerhabdaceae
Exons: 1
Coding region: 1-255 (84 amino acids)
Source: RefSeq, a predicted model, not a curated record
AUGGACGACGUGGAGCCGAAUGAGCAGCAGCUGAAGGACCUGCAGGGGUUCAUGGAGACGGAGCAGCAGAAGGCGGUCAUCCAGGCGGCGAUCAACAAGCUCACCGAGACAUGCUUCGACAAAUGCGUGACGAAGCCGGGCGCCAAGCUCGACUCGUCAGAGGCGUCCUGCAUCUCGAACUGCGCCGGGAGGUACCUCGACUCCUCCGUGUUCGUCGUGUCGCGCAUGAUGCAGAAGCGCGGGCAGGGUCAAUAG